Panicum virgatum (switchgrass) is the source of this 1964-nucleotide messenger RNA. RefSeq lists its product as uncharacterized. The transcript is spliced from 4 exons. NCBI's taxonomy places the organism in Eukaryota, Viridiplantae, Streptophyta, Magnoliopsida, Poales, Poaceae. Bases 186 to 1601 code for a protein of 471 amino acids. The record is from RefSeq and is a predicted model, not a curated record.
UUCAGAUACGGAUUCGGGUUUUUCGGGUUCGGAUUUCGGGCUUCGCCUAAUCUGCCCACCCUCCGUUCUUCACCUGCGCCCUGCGGCCUUGGCUACCCUAGUGCCGUCUGGAUCUGCGGCGAUUCAGGUCGGCGACGGUUGGACGUGAAGACCGCCGGCAGUUUGGUAAACCAGAUCUGUCGGGCAUGUCAUCGUCGAGGUAUCACAGUCGCCCGGCGGCCUUGGCUACGUCCCGCAGCAAGCGCCCAGCAGCCUUUGCUUCGUGUAGCAGCACGCGCCGGCGGCGCAGGACCGCUGAUGCCGCCGCCGCCACUGGAGAUUCAUCCUUGUGGGCGUCGCUGCACGAGGAUCUGGUGGGCCAGAUUGCGUGGCGGGUGCUGGCCGGCGACUUGCGGGACUACAUCCGCUUCCGCGCCGUGUGCCCAAACUGGCGGUCCAGCACAGCCUGCCCGCGCGGCCGCGGCAUUGUCGACCGGCGCUUCCACCCGCGGCGGUGGAUGCUGCUGCCGGAAGGCCACGGCCUCCACCCGGGCCACAGCAAGCUGCGUGGGUUCGUCCGCUUCUUCAACCUCUCCACCGGCGCCUUCGUCCGCGUUCACCUCCCGCUCUUCAGGGACCACUGCGUCCUCGACUCUAUCGACGGUAUUCUCCUGCUGCAGCGGGACCACGACACGGCAAUCCGCCUCCUCCACCCCUUCACCGGAGACAUCUUGGACUUCCCCCCUCUGGAGACCCUCCUGAGGUACGUGCACCCGAUGUUGUUGGGGAGCAAGUGGUACUAUAUCAGAAGUAUCCGUGCUGCCUCGCUCAAUGUGAGCGUGGAUGAAGACGUCUCGCUUAUGAUUUUGGGGGCGCCGGGUAUGUUGCAGGUAGCCUUUGCUACCUCUGGGGAACAGCAAUGGAAGGUUUCAAGCUGGUACUUGAAGGAUAUUUUUAGUGAAUUGUCAUUCCAAGGCAAGAUAUAUGUGGUUUGUGAGAUCGGAAAGUCCACUGGAGAAAGGAUCCUGCAGAUUGACCCACCCGAGCUGGAAGGGACGGAACCCUGGGUGCCACCACCAAAGUUGAUUGCCAAAUGUCCAGUAAACAAACCUGGCAAAAUCAGCUUUUACUAUUUGGUAGAAUGCAACUCAGAGGUUCUGGUGGUCGCCAUAAGCUCUGGCAUUGAUAGGAAAAUUUUAGUUUACAGACUAGCUGACCUUAUGCUGGGAAGGACUGUCCUGAUGACAUGCAUUGAUGGUAAUGCCAUCUUCAUUGGUGGGAGGAAUCUGUGUGUGAGGUCUAAGGCGUUCCCUAUACUUGUGGGUGACACCAUUGUCUUUUACUAUAGAGAGGGACACUGUUUUGCUGAAUACCACCUCAGCAGAGGUACAUUGUUGCCAGCAUUAGACAGAUCUAUCAUAGCAAAUGCUGUAUCAAGUCCUAAUGCUGUAUCAAGUCCUCGUAGCAUUAUCUACCAUAUCAACACAUGUUGCUAUCGUCAAAUAUGGAACAAGGGGCAGAUAAAGUUUUUGGGGAAGACGGCAAAGUGGCGGGUGAAGGGAAAGUGGCGAAUUGGGGUAAAUUUGGCCUCCGAGGCAAUGCGUAAAUGGCUCUGCCUGUAACAUGGUGGAUUGGUGGUGGUGCCUGGUGUUCCUUCUCCACAGCGUUAUCUUCACAGCCUUAAUUAUUGGCAUGCUAUGUUAUCCAUGCACAAGGAGAGUAGUUCCCAGUGGUUGUGACAGAUUUUCUUACCACUAUCUAUCAUCAAUGUUAUUCUUGUGGUUGUGACAAUUUGCUCGCUAUCUAGCUAUCUUCAUGUUGGAACAGCUAAUUAACUGUUGUAGCAUCCCUGGUAUUUGCCAUUGAGCUACUUAUUUGUCUAGGGAGGUGCCUUUAAUUAAUUAGAUGUCUAGGGAGGUUUUGAACUUCCGGUAACAAGAGUGUGAUAAUUAACAUUACAUGGUUCGGCAGCAUUGCAAUUAAAA